AUGUCCCAGACCUCGUUGUUCCUGUGCUACUGUCCCGACAGGACUGGGCCAGGCGUGCUCGAGACCAGGCUCAAGGUCCGCGCAGAGCACUUUGAGGGAUUCAAGAAGACCAUGGAGGCCGGCAAUGCUGGUGGGGGGAGCGACACUACAACACUGACACCAGAGUUUGGCCGUGCGUUCCUGCCGUCCCCGGGCGACGCCCUCUACCACCCUGAACGUCUGUCGGUCCUCCCGCCCAACGUCCAGCCCAUGGCCGGGAGCGUCAUGAUGCUCCGCUACCCGAGCCUCGAGGAGGCGUGGGAGCGCGUCAAGGCCGACGUGUAUUGGACUGCGGGGGUGUGGGACCACGACCGCACGUUCGUCACGCACAUCGCCGACCCGCCGCCCGCGGGGACGGUUCCGGGCGUGCCGGAUGCUGCGGCGAUUGGGUCUGGUCGCUAG
Messenger RNA from Cutaneotrichosporon cavernicola, 441 nucleotides. RefSeq lists its product as uncharacterized. The transcript has a single exon. Bases 1 to 441 code for a protein of 146 amino acids. The record is from RefSeq and is a predicted model, not a curated record. NCBI's taxonomy places the organism in Eukaryota, Fungi, Basidiomycota, Tremellomycetes, Trichosporonales, Trichosporonaceae.